AUGAUUAGAAUCGCGCACAAGCCAUCGGGCUCUAGCACAGCACUGUGUCUGGACGCCUCUCAUAGAUUACUCAUCCACAAAACUAGCAACAGCAACCCCUCCUCGGUGACAACUACCAUUGGAUCCUCAGCCUCCGCAAUAGGAAGGUCACUCACCAGAACAGCAUCACGCCCAACGACCCUUCGACGAUACCUCUCGACCAACAACUGCAAGCAGAGCCUUCCUCUACGCAACGCCACCUCCUUAACCAACGGCUGCAACAGCGCCUCCUCACUCUUUGGCAAUUCCUCCCGCAUUUAUGCAUCGACCACCCUUCAGCAGCAACGCCCUUUUCUCCAGCAGCGCGGAUUUCAAUCCCUUGCGGUUGCUUAUCAGAGCCGAGCAGUGGAUGAGCUUGCAGAAGGCGUGCUUGGGAAAGACCCUUUGAAGAGAAAUUCGACUGCAGGACCUGGAACGGAGGAGGGCGGGAUUCUGUCGGACGGGAUUCUGCAGGGUCGCUACAACAGCAACAACAGCAAGAAGGUGAUGACCUUGGAGGAGGCGAUGGGCGAGAUCAAACCUCUGGAGUUGAGCCCCGAGUUGAUGUUGAUGAAGGGCAAGGAGCUGACUGGUGCCAAGGUGAUUGAUGGCAAGGCUAUCGCAAAAGCGAUCGUGAAGAACGUCAAGAACGAGAUCGCAACAUUCAAGGCAGAGAACCCCUUGUUCCAGCCCCGCCUCGCCAUUGUCCAGCUCGGAGAGAAGGAGGACUCGAACGUCUAUGUCGCCAUGAAGAAGAAGACCUGCAAACAGGCCGGCAUCGAGUACACCGAACACCACAUGCCCGACACCACCUCCCUUAAGGAUGUCCUCGCCACCAUCGAGAAACUUAACGCUGACCCGACCCUCCACGGUAUUCUUGUCCAACUCCCUCUCCCUCCUCACAUCGAUGCCAAGGUUGUUACCGAGGCCAUUGACCCCAUCAAGGAUGUCGACGGAUUCCACACCACCAACAUUGGUCGCCUGGCCAAGUUGUCAACCAUGCCCGACUUUGUCCCCUGUACUCCCAAGGGCGUUCUUGAGCUCAUUCGCUCCACCGGCAUCGAGAUCGAAGGCAAGACUGCCGUCGUUGUUGGACGCAGUGAUGUCGUUGGUGCUCCAACCUUUCACCUUUUGAACAAGAGCAACGCCACUGUCACUCUUUGCCACGACAAGACCAAGAACCUUGCCGAGACUGUCAAGACGGCAGACAUCCUCGUGGUUGCUGCAGGCAAAGCAGAACUGAUCAAGGGCGAGUGGCUCAAAAAGGGCGCAGUCGUCAUCGAUGUCGGCAUCAACGCCCAGCCCGACCUGACCAAGAAGAGUGGUGUCCGUCUUGUGGGAGAUGUCGAGUUCUCAAAGGCACAACAUGUUGCUGGUCACAUUACCGCUGUCCCCGGCGGCGUCGGCCCCAUGACUGUUGCCAUGUUGAUGGAGAACACUCUUCUCUCUGCCCGUCGCUUCUGGCAGGCUCAACAUGAGACUGGUGCUGCGCUGACGAAGAUCACGCCCUUGCACUUGGAGCUCAAGACCCCUGUACCUAGCGAUAUUGAUAUUGCGCUGGGUCAGCAGCCCAAGAACAUUAAGCAGGUGGCCGAGGAGAUUGGACUCGGCGUUGAUGAGUUUGAACUGUAUGGCAAGUACAAGGCCAAGGUCGACCCUGAUGUCCUCAAGCGUCUAGAACACCGACAGAACGGUCGCUACGUGGUCGUGACGGGUAUCACACCCACCCCUCUCGGCGAGGGCAAAUCGACCACCGUUGUUGGACUCGUCCAAGCCCUUGGAGCGCAUUUGGACAAGAUUGCAUUUGGUUGUGUCCGUCAGCCAUCGCAAGGUCCCACUUUUGGUAUCAAGGGUGGUGCAGCUGGAGGAGGGUACUCGCAGAUCAUCCCCAUGGACGAGUUCAACCUGCACUUGACGGGUGAUAUCCAUGCAGUCACUGCUGCCAACAACUUGCUUGCCGCUGCCAUUGAUGCGCGUAUGUUCCACGAGACCAGCGCCACCGAUGCUAUGUUAUUCAACCGUUUGUGCCCAAAGAAGAAGGGACAGCGCAGAUUCGCACCAGUGAUGCUCGACCGCCUGUACCGUCUAGGCAUCCACAAAACCACACCCGAGGAGCUGACCCCCGAAGAGAUCUCCAAGUUCGUCCGUCUCGACAUUGACCCAGCUACCAUCACCUGGCAGCGCGUCAUGGACACCAACGAUCGGUUCUUGCGCAAAAUCGAAGUCGGCCGUAGUCCUACUGAACAGGGCCAUGAACGGAUGACGGGAUUCGAUAUUGCUGUCGCGUCUGAGGUCAUGGCGGUCUUGGCUCUGAGUGCAGAUCUGAAGGAUAUGCGACAGAGAUUGGGUAGGAUGGUUGUAGCAAGCAACCGAGCGGGUCACCCUGUGACGGCGGAUGAUAUUGGAAUUGGUGGCGCUUUGACGGUGUUGAUGAAGGAUGCAAUUAAGCCCAACUUGAUGCAGACUUUGGAGGGUACACCUGUCUUUGUUCAUGCUGGACCUUUCGCCAAUAUUGCUCAUGGAAACAGCUCGGUGAUUGCUGACAGGAUUGCACUCAAGUUGGCUGGUGUUGAGCCUGGCACGGAUGCGAGUCAGAUGGGCUAUGUCGUGACCGAGGCUGGGUUCGGUGCUGAUAUUGGAAUGGAGAAGUUCUUUGAUAUCAAGUGCCGUGUCAGCAACCUUGUCCCCAACGCCGUUGUUCUUGUUGCAACUGUCAAAGCCCUUAAGAUGCACGGCGGUGGACCCGACGUCGUCCCUGGAAAGCCCUUGCCCGAGGUCUACCUGAAUGAGAACCUGUCAAUGCUCGAGGCCGGCUGUGCCAACCUAACCAAGCACAUUCAGAACGCCAAGAAGUUUGGCGUGCCCGUUGUGGUGGCGAUCAACAAGUUUACCUCCGACACCGAUGCCGAGAUGGCUCUCAUCCGCAAGCUGGCGAUCGAGGCUGGUGCAUCUGACGCUGUCCCCUGCGACAACUGGGCCAAGGGAGGUCUAGGUGCCGUGGAUCUAGGCCACGCUGUCGUUAAGGCCUGUGACAAACCCCAGGACUUCAAGUACCUCUACGACGUCCAGGACAGCAUCGAGUCCAAGAUCGAGACCAUCGCUCGCGAGAUGUACGGCGCCGACGGUAUCGACCUCUCCAAAGAAGCCCAGGAAAAGAUCUCGACCUACACACGCCAGGGAUUCGCAGGUCUCCCCAUCUGUAUGGCCAAGACCCACCUGUCGCUGUCCCACGACCCUACAAAGAAGGGUGUACCCACAGGAUUCCGUCUCCCCAUCCGAGACAUCCGUGCAUCGGUUGGAGCCGGGUUCUUGUACCCCUUGAUCGGAAACAUGCCAACCAUGCCUGGUCUCCCGACACGACCUUCAUUUUAUGACAUUGACAUUGACUUUGACACCGGCCGCGUCGUCGGACUCUUUUAA
Molecule: messenger RNA, 3438 nt
Organism: Linnemannia hyalina
Lineage: Eukaryota; Fungi; Mortierellomycota; Mortierellomycetes; Mortierellales; Mortierellaceae
Source: the annotation of a GenBank genome assembly